Molecule: messenger RNA, 5771 nt
Organism: Canis lupus familiaris (dog)
Lineage: Eukaryota; Metazoa; Chordata; Mammalia; Carnivora; Canidae
Gene: C28H10orf71
Product: chromosome 28 C10orf71 homolog
Exons: 4
Coding region: 766-5037 (1423 amino acids)
Biological process (GO): positive regulation of calcineurin-NFAT signaling cascade
Cellular component (GO): Z disc
Source: RefSeq, a predicted model, not a curated record
GCGCUCUCCACGGUCCCUGAACAAACGUCGCCCUCGCACCUCGGGGCCUGUGGGGCCAAGUGCUGACACGGCUUGCGGAGCCGGAGCCUCGGCGGAGGCUGGCCUCUCGGUCAGGGCCGGCUCCGCGCAGGCCGUUGCUCUCUCCCCAAGUUAUCUAUGACCCGCGGCCGGUCUGGGUGUAAAAAUAGCUGCUGAGGCUGCUUGUUUAAUCUGACUGUUACUCGACACCGCGCGGGGGCUGCGGGCGCCGCUCGCCUCUUCCCCGCGGAGCGCGGCACUGGGCGGCUGCUCGGGACGCUCGCUUCACCGCCUCGCCGCGGCCGGACCAGCCCGGGGCUGCCCAGGGGCCCAGGUGCAGAUGGGCUAUGAUGAUAGCAAAUGUAAGCAUGAGAAGAAGUUUUAAAACUACAGAUCCUAAAUCCCAGCAAAGCAGGCACAUGCAGCCCCCACUGCUGUAACAGUUUCAGCUACCUACGGUCAACCACGGUCCAGAAGCACAUGAUCCUCCCUCUGACAUAUGGUCAGAAGUCAAUAGUAACCUAAUCCUACAUCACAGUGCCCAAGUCAUUCGUCCCACAUCAUCUUGUCACGUAGACAUUUUAUCGUCUCACAUCAUCACAGGAAGGAGAAAAAAAAACCACACUGUGCAAUUGAUUGCAUCUGGUCAAUAGGAAGCUCUAGUUUUGUGGGAAGAGGGCUGCUCUUCCAGAAUCGUCACACAGAGGCACCCUCUGGCUGACCAGGGACAGUCUUCCCAGCUGGUGGAUGAUGCAGGGGAAUAAGAAGUGCACGGACGGGUUCAGCGACUCCUCAAGCAUCGGCAGUGUGCUGGACGAUGCGGACAGGGAAGUGAGCAGCCUCACAGACCGGGCGUUCCGGAGCUUGUGCAUCUCAGAGGACACAUCUUUUAACGACUCUGACCUGACCCUGUCCCCGGAUAUCAGCCGCCAGGUGUUUGGAAAUUUUCACCAGGGAACGGUGAGCCACACCCACAGGAAGAGCAGCAUUUGGAGCCAGUUACCAUCACAAGGCACCGAGCAUGCAGGCUGGGCGGCCACAUUCCAACAGCUACCCAAGUAUGUUCAAGGAGAGGAAAAGUAUCCCAAAAGCAGCCCCCCACUGACACCAGCCCAGAGGAGACUGGAGGUGCCAGUUUCUGGCCUGAGGAGCAGCAACAAGCCUGUUUCUAAAGUGUCAUCGCUAAUCAAAUCUUUUGACAGGACCGAGAGCCAACAUUGUGACAGCCGGCCUCCUACCAGUAAGCCCCCAGCUCUCAAAAAUCCCCCCAAAUUUGCUCCUCUUCCAGAAAGUGGCAUCAACUUCUGCUUCGAUUCUGCCUUUCUGACUGUCAGGAGGGUGCCUGCUGAAGUCUCUAGUGCCCAUCAGAAUAGCCAUCAGCCUGGCAGGAAGCACGGAGAGCAGGAGUCCCCCAAGAAUCCUGAAAUGGCCAGUCACAACUCCAGCAGCUUCCUCCCAACACCCGAAAAUGUGGCCAACUCGUUUGAGCCAAAGUUCCCUUCUUCGCCCCACAAGCCAGCCAAGGGCGAGCCUGGAAGGGGUAAGGACUGGCCUCGCAAAGGGACCUUUCUUCAUAGUGAAAACAGUGCUUUUGAGUCAUGGAAUGCCCACCAACCGAGGCUGCCUGAGAGAAAGGAGGCUGCUGACCCUGUCCCAGAAAGCAAGGCUCCCAAGCACUAUGAGGACACACCCCUGUUAAGAGAGCCCCUGGCCCCUGAACACCAUGUUUCCCCCUGCCAAGCCCAGGCCAGCUGUAGUCAGGAUGAGAACAGGCUGACAGCAGGGGCUCUCACCACAUCUGGAUCCUGGGGAGCUAGAGAUCCAGGAGCCCAGAUAUUCCCUGUGGAGGGAGAAGCUUCUAGCUCACAGCCUGACCCUCAGGUGAAGCCGACCCAGGCCCCAUGGAGGAAACCAAAGCCUAGCAAGGGAAGGAAAGAAAGUCUACCAGAUGCUUCGGAAGAGAAGAAGCAGGCCACCAGAAGAGGCCCAGCCUUGUAUACAAAGCACAAUCCCCAGGGACAAUUUCCAGAAAACGAGGCUCUUGACAUGCCCAUGGACCCCAAUGAGCAUUACAGUCCUCCUUUUAACAUCAGUAAGCUUCUGACCCCUGUCAUACCCACCAAGCAUGUCCUGGAUCCACCUGACAGUCAGCUGGUGGAGAUAACCCCAUCUCCCUCAGGACAGCUCAACGGGUACCAAGAGAAGGAGCCCAGUGAAUGUCAAUCUUGGGACACCUACAAAUCCAAAGCCCCUAGCCUGUUGUUCAACCUUAAGGAUGUGCGGAAGCGUGUUAAGAGCACAUACAGUCCGUCACCUCUCUUGAAAGGCCUUGAGGAGAAAACCAGAGGCAAGCAAGAACCCAUGAGCAAUGGCGUCAUCCUUCCCAAUGGGCUUGAGGAGAGCUCUCCAAACGAGCUCUCUAAGGAGAGGCCAGCUGACGGCCCUUCUGGGUCACACAUCAGUACCCAGAAGGACCCUAAGGCUGACCCUGGUGCUGCCUCUGAAGACAGCUAUCUAACUCUUAGCUCACCUCCAGCUACCACCCAAGCCCCCUUCUGUGUCAACGGGGAGGGAGAUGACAGAAACAGCUACGAGAAGGAUGACGGAGAACCAGAGAUGGGCACUGCCAAGUCCGCCGAGUGUCCAGACUCUGGGGAACGCUGCCCCAGGAAGCACCUGUCCCUGAGGCUUUGCAGCAGAGAGCCUGAAGCAGGGAAGGCUGCAGAGAAAUCAGGGACCCCCAGCCUAGAGAAGGGGUUCUUGAGAUCCGUGUCUCAAGAAACAGAAUCCGAGAGAGAGGCAGGAUUCCAGAAUCCGAACUUUAACCAGAAAUUCUCCCCAGGGCCCCUCUCUCCCGAGGAAGAAGAUGUGUUUUACAGUGACACACAAUCUGAUUUCAUGCCAGGCUUCAAAAGUAAGGCCAAAUUCAGCACCAGCUCUUCAGACCAGUCCUUUGCCUCAUUUGAGGAUCAGCAGAAAACGUGGUUCAGCGAGAGCCAGCAGGAAGACAGGAGGAAUGAUGGAAGUGCAGGAGACAGUCAGAAGGAUGAGAAGGAGAAGACGAUGGGGAAAGAUGAGCUGCCGCACUGUGCCCUACGUAACGGGCCGGUGUGCAUACAGGAGCACAGCAAGGGGGGACUGCUGCAAGGAGAAGGGGAAGGUUUGUCUGGAUGUAGGCCCAGGAAGACGUCGAGAGAGGAAGCUAACUUCAGAGGCACUUGGAUGGGGGGAAGUAAGGAUACAAGCAAAGACCUUACCCCCUCACCAUCUUCCACUUCAAACAAGCACAUACUGUUUGCAAUUAAAGACAACACCCUCAGGGCCACCCCCGUGAUAAAACCCAUCAUGCUGCCCCUUCUGAGGACCCUGUCAUCAGAGGACCCACUGGGCAGUAGCCACAAAGAGGAGGACUUGCCAAAGCCAGGCUGGGGAGAAGAGGCUGGUGGUCUCUGUGGCCCUGAGAGCCAGGAAAUGGCCAAUACCCCGACACCCGCUAGCACGCAGGGCACACACUUGAAGCACACAGCCUGGGAGGGCAUGGACCAUGGGCAGGUGCCCAGCAUGGUGGGCUGGAUGGAGACUCCUCAGCCAGUCCCAACAAGAAAUGUCCCAUCUCCUCCACUCAUGGGAGAGGAUAAAGGGCUGAAGCCACGACAGGUUGCGGCAAAGGAAGGCAAGAACAGUUCCAUGGACCAGGGGAAGCCGGAUGCUCCAAGGCGCAUCCCCACCAUCGCUUUGCCCCAAGGCGACCCAGAAGACCAGCCACCCCCACAGCAGCUGGGGAUGUGCUGGGAAGAGCACACACAAGAUUUCAAAAGUCACUUAUUGUCUACACCUAGAGCAGGGCCCCCAGGGAGAAGAUUGGUUCCUGGUGAGAUGGCAACUUCCCCUAAUGCCAGCUCCCUGGAUGAGAGCAGCGCGUGCUCCCCUGCCACCAGCAGCAUUUGGGACGAUGCUUCCCAGGCCCCCACCAAGCCAGGCCUGCUGCCAGGGGAGCCUCCUCACCCCAGCCCCUGGGCCAGCCCCUACUCUGCUGGGGUUGCCCGCAGGGAGGACCUGACACAUGCCCUCACAUGGGAAGCUGGCUCAGACCCCCAACUUGAGCCAAGCACAGAAGACCUCCGGACACUUUCUCCAAGAGGUUUGGUGCUGGACACGGCCACCAGCUCUGUGGGCCUCCCUGAGAAACCAGAGCCUCCGGCUCAGCUGGAGAGAGCGGCCGGCAAGCCACCUGCGGUGCCCCCCAAAACAGAGAAGGCCCUACGGCGGGCGAAAAAGCUGGCCAGCAAGAGGAGAAAGACCGACCAACUGCAAGAAAAACAUGGUGAAACCGGAGAAGAAAAGCCCUGCCUGGAGGACUGGGAGCAGAGGCCACCGUCCCCUGGAGAGAGACCCCGACCCAGGUUCCCCACGGUCCGCUCCCUGCCGCCUCCCAUCCACCGCCACUCAGUGUCUGCCUUCUCAGAGCCACUCAGGAGGCAGCCUGGGGGACCCCAGUCCCUUACACCUCUGCCCCCUUACCCUGCCACCCAGAAGGUCCUCCAAGAUCCCCAAUCUGGAGAGUACUUUGUCUUCGAUCUGCCACUCCAGGUGAAAAUCAAGACCUUCUAUGACCCAGAGACGGGCAAAUAUGUCAAGGUCCCCAUCCCAUCCUCUGAGGGAGGUUCCCCCGAGCUGCCCCCACCCAACACACCUGCUGCUCGCUACAUGCUGUACCCCCACUUCCGGCCCCUGCCCGUGACAGCCUUGAUGCCCCUGCGCUGCUCCUCUCAGCUCUCUGCCCCCACCUUCUUAAGGCAGGGCCUUCACCCCACCGAGGCGGCCAGCCCUGGGUCCCAGAGAGCCUGUGAGGCCGGCCUGCAGCUGGCCCCAAAGCCUCGAGGCGACCCCACCCAGCACCCCGCAGGCCAGUGCCCUGAAGCACCUCCGCGGUGCCUGGGGGAGGAGGGAGAUGCUUCACACCUGGGCAUCAUCUCCACCAACGACCUAGAGGACUUUGCCACAGAAGGCGUUUCUUGAGAACCACAGCAGACUAACCCCCCUCAAAUAAACCCAGAAGAACUUACUUCCCCUUUCCCCAAAACAGUCACUUACAUACACACACACAGACACACACACACAGACACACACACACACACACACACACACACACAUACACAAAUCAACACAUACUUAGCCAUGUGGGAUCCCUAAAGUCUCAAAGGAAGUGGGGAUUCUGAGAAAACCCCAGCUGAAAGGCUUCCUGGGCCUCCCCUCCCUGGGAGGGCACAGUUUGCAUGACCGGGUCCCUCCUAAGCUCCUUCCCUGAUCCUGGAUCUGGCCUCCUUCCCUCUUCCUUCUCCCCUCCCUUACUCUGUCCCCCUCUGGCCAUGCCACUGCGGUGGGUCCAGCCUAUUCCUAAUGACCGUAACUGCUCUGCUCCGGCAUCCCACCUAAUUCUUCUCAAGGGCCAGCUCACGCAGUGAGAAAGCUCCCAAGACCCCCAGAAACAGCACACUGCACUGUGCCCAGCCCUGCCCAGCGAGCAGACCACCCAGCCCAGCCCCUCCAGGUCCAGUGGGCCCAGAGAAGGGCCUCCAUCCCUCCCCACUGCAGGAGCCAUUUCCAGCUCACCAGGCAGAAAUGGCUCAGGACUGGCCCCAGGCAACCCUGCAGAAAUGUUUAUUUGGAUAGAAUGGGUUUUCUUUACUGAGGAAGCUUUCCUCUGAAAGCUAUUUUCUGAUAAAGAAAAGGCUACCUUUUAAAAAGUGAAA